AUGAGCGCGGCGAGGUCUCGGCGCUGCCGCCGCCUCCGCUUCCUCCGAGCUGAGCGACUCCGCCGGGGAGGGGCCUCGCACCGGCCGCCGGCCGCCCGCCCGGGCAGCUCCAGGCGGCGGGGGCGCGGGGAGGGCCCCGGGUCAGCCGGAGACGGGUGUGAGUGGGCCCGGAGCCUGAGGAGGGUGAGGCCGGGUAUCGGCUCCGAGCGUGCGGGGCGGUGGAGACUCGUGGAGGGGGCCCGGGGUCGGCCUGGAGCGGCCUGGGGGCGGUGGGGGCGCGGGCGGCACGGGGCUGGCACGGGGCUGGCACCGGGGACGGGGGCGGUCCGCGACCCGCAGCCCGGACCCGCCCACCUGCCCAGGUGCCCAGGUGCCCGCAGGCCGGGACUCGCCGGGAGGCGCCUUCGGUGCCGCACCAGCCGAGAAACUGCCCCGGGGCCACGAAGCAGCUGCAGGACCCAGGCUCCUCUGACAUCACAUCAGCACAGAAAGGAAGACCCCACCUCAAUUCUGCCAAGUGGGGGUGAAAUUCCAUCACCCUGGCUGGGAGGAUGUCAAGUAAAGAUGAGGUCAUUAGCUGUGGUGGGCCCUAAUCCAAUGACUGAGUCCUCAUAAAGAGGGGAAAUUUGGACACAGAGAUACACUUAGAGGGAAGAUGAGGUCAAGACACAGGAAGAACACCAUCUGCAAACCACAGAAUGCCUGAGGCUACCAGAAGCUAGAGGAUAGGCAUGGAAAAGAUUUUCCUUCACACCCCUCAGAAGAAACCAACCCUGCCAAUACCUUGAUUUCAGACUUCCAGCCUCCAAAACUAUGAGACAAUAAAUUUCUGUUAAGCCUCCCAGUUUCUGGUACUUUGAUAUGGCAACCCCAGAAAUCGAAUAUAUUCAUGAUACAGCAUAUUAUCAGUACUUCAUUCCUUUUUAUUGCCAAAAUUAUUCCACUGUGUGGCUGUAUGACAUCUGGCUUAUCCAUUCAACAUUUGGGUUAUUUUGACCUUUUGGCUAGUAUUAAAAUGCUGCUGUAAAUAUCGGCGUACAAGUUUCUGUGUGGACAUGUUUUAAUUUCUCUUGGGUAUAUACCUAAGAAUGGAAUUGCCAGGUCAUAUAAUUCUAUGUUUACCUUUUUAAAGA
Physeter macrocephalus (sperm whale) is the source of this 1133-nucleotide messenger RNA. RefSeq lists its product as uncharacterized. The transcript is spliced from 3 exons. Bases 1 to 615 code for a protein of 204 amino acids. The record is from RefSeq and is a predicted model, not a curated record. NCBI's taxonomy places the organism in Eukaryota, Metazoa, Chordata, Mammalia, Artiodactyla, Physeteridae.